UUCCUUUUCUUUUCGGUCAGUACUGCAGUGUAUAGUGCAUUUCACUUGGAUUUGCAAGGCUCCUGUAGCUGCAGUAGCAACAGUAAAGCCUGUGAAGGAAAAGAUUAGCCAUGGCGCAGGCCAAUCCAAUUGAAAUGGAUCCUGCACCCCAGUACCUAGCCGACAGAAUUGCUUUGUUUGAUCGCUUGAAAGCUGACUCUGAUGCGAAGCUUGCAGCGAAAUCUCCUGAGCCCAUCAAAGUCACUUUACCGGAUGGCCGAAUUAUGGAUGGCGAGAGCUGGAAAAGCACUCCUUACGAUAUCGCUGCCUUAAUCAGCAAAGGCCUUGCCGACAACUCUGUAGUAGCCAAAGUCAACGGAGAACUAUGGGAUUUGGACAGGCCGUUUGAAAGCGAUGCCACCUUGGAGCUGCUCAAGUUUGACGACAAGGAAGGCGAGCAGGUCUUUUGGCAUAGUAGUGCUCACAUGCUCGGAGAGGCAAUGGAACGCCACUAUGGUGGAUGCCUAUGCUAUGGUCCUCCGAUAAAGGACGGAUUCUUUUAUGACAUGCACAUGGGCAUCGAUCGGUCAGUUGUGGCUGGCGACUACUCCAAACUUGAUACCCUGGUCAAGAAGAUCUCAAAGGAGAAGCAGCCGUUUGUUCGCUUGGAGAUGACCAAGGCCGACCUGCUCGAGAUGUUCAAAUACAAUGAAUUCAAGUGCCGCAUCAUCAAUGAGCGCGUCACCACGCCGACUACCACGGUGUACCGUUGCGGUCCGCUCAUCGACUUGUGCCGCGGUCCUCACGUGCGUCACACGGGCAAAGUAAAAGCCAUGGCCAUCACCAAGAAUUCGUCGUCUCUCUGGGAAGGCAAGGCUGAGGCAGAGUCCCUGCAGCGCAUCUACGGUAUCUCGUUUCCGGACACAAAGCAGCUCAAGGAGUGGAAACACUUCCAGGAAGAGGCGGCGAAGAGAGACCACCGCAAGAUUGGACGGGAACAGGAGCUGUUCUUCUUCCACGAGCUCAGCCCUGGCAGCUGUUUCUUCUUUCCCAAGGGUGCCCACAUCUAUAACACACUGUGCGACUUCAUCCGUGCUGAGUACCGUCGCCGUGGCUUCCAAGAAGUCAUAUCACCCAACAUCUACAACAGCAAAUUGUAUGAGAAGUCGGGGCACUGGGACCACUACGCCAAGAACAUUUUCUCCUUUGAAGUGGAAAAGGAGACGUACGGCCUGAAGCCGAUGAACUGCCCGGGCCACUGUCUCAUGUUUGGCUUCCGUAGCCGAUCGUACCGCGAGCUGCCGCUGCGCUUUGCCGACUUUGGCGUGCUGCAUCGCAACGAGAUCUCCGGAGCUCUGUCGGGCUUGACGCGCGUACGCCGCUUCCAGCAGGACGAUGCCCACAUCUUCUGUAACAUGGAGCAGAUCGAGGAAGAGAUGAAGGGCUGCUUUGCUUUCCUGGAGCAUGUCUAUGGUGUGUUUGGCUUCACCUUUGACCUCUUCCUCUCUACACGCCCGGAAAAGUUCCUUGGCGAUCCGGCUGUAUGGGACCGCGCUGAGGACCAGCUCCGCAAGUCGCUUACUGAGUUCGUUGGCGACAAAUGGAAGCUGAACCCCGGCGAUGGUGCCUUCUACGGUCCCAAGGUCGACAUCAUUGUCAAGGAUGCGCUUCGACGGGAACACCAGUGUGCCACUAUUCAACUGGACUUCCAGCUGCCGGAACGCUUCAACUUGACGUACCAGGCGUCCGGCGAUGAAGAGAAGCGCCCAGUCAUCAUUCACCGUGCUAUCCUCGGCUCCCUCGAGCGCAUGAUUGCCAUCCUGACGGAGAACUUUGGCGGGAAAUGGCCCUUCUGGCUGUCGCCGCGACAAGUCACUGUCGUCCCAGUCAGCGGUCCCUUCAACGAGUAUGCACAGAAGGUUGCCGAUCGCUGCAAGGAAGAUGGGCUCUGUGCCGAGGCAGAUGUCGACGAUGAUACCAUGAACAAGAAGGUACGCAACGCCCAGCUCGCCCAGUUCAACUUCAUCCUGGUCGUUGGGCAGAAGGAACUGGACAACGGCACCGUGAAUGUACGCACGCGGGACAACAAAGUCCACGGAGAGUUCACCGUCGACGACUUCCUCACCCGAUGCCAGCAGCUCAAGUUCUCCAAGACGAACGAUUCCGACUCCGUCUUUUCCGCCUAAAUACCGCUUGGCCCCUGGGUGUUCUUCGGCGAGGUGUUCUUCGGCGCCCGAUCUUACUGUAGCCGUGAGUCACGAAAAGAGUGUGUGUAACGAUAUUUGUGUCAGACCAAGAAAUAUUGUUCAUUUCAUACAUGUACGUCAUAGUGCAUGAUGCAUGAUCUUUGUUUAUUUUUUACACUCUUUAGAGCAUAAAAGCUUGCGUACAUGUAUGUUCUCUGCACAUUAUGUACAUAGCAAGGCAUCAAUGGUGCCCCCAUCGCAUUUUGUCAAGUCCCAGUGACUUAUCAAGUGAAACUUGCCCUACUUGGAUAGUGGAGCCUACAUAUUCCCUGCUAGAUAUUGUUAGCCCUCUCGCUUAGGAUGAGCUUUCUUUUUUAUGGCAGCUUAAGCGAAGGCUAUAUACCUGCUUUAUGCAGGUUGAUGCCAACGCGAACAAGCAAAACAAUAAUAAUGAUAAGAUAUUGUUAAAAAAUGGAAAAAUGCCGAGUGGUCAGCCCAUUUUA
Sycon ciliatum is the source of this 2668-nucleotide messenger RNA. RefSeq names its product threonine--tRNA ligase 1, cytoplasmic-like. Lineage: Eukaryota; Metazoa; Porifera; Calcarea; Leucosolenida; Sycettidae. Gene Ontology annotation, biological process: threonyl-tRNA aminoacylation. Gene Ontology annotation, molecular function: ATP binding; threonine-tRNA ligase activity. The record is from RefSeq and is a predicted model, not a curated record. The coding region runs from base 111 to 2165 and encodes 684 amino acids. The transcript is spliced from 2 exons. Gene Ontology annotation, cellular component: cytoplasm.